UUUGUUCUUGACUGUUUCUUGGAAUUCCCGCGGAUUAAUCUGUCCAUUGGCUCAUUGUGAUGAUUGGUGGGCGCAGCGAGGCGGCGGGGGGACGCCGUCCGGUGGCUGCGCACGCUGUUCCCGGGCCUGCCGCCGGAGGCCACCGACGACGACCUGCAGGCCGCGCUCGCCAGCGGUAAGCUGCUCUGCGCGCUCCUCCGGAGGCUCUGCCCGGGCGCCCUGCUGGACGACGCCUCCACGGACAAUGUCGGCAGGUUCCGCGCCGCCGUCGAGCGGAUGGGCGUGCCCACCUUCAGCGCCCACGACCUCGAGAGGGGGCAAAUCUCAGCUGUCAUUACCUGCAUUCUUGCACUAAAGGAUCGAUUCGCAUCCUGCGCCGGUGAGGACCGGAGUUCUACCUUCCUGACCAGAUGCGACAGCGAAGGAAGCAGAAAGCAUAUGGAAGCCAAGCUGCAAAGAGUACUCACAAGCCCCAUUAUGUCAGAACCAUCCACUCCUUCGUUUGGAGCCGAUCUGUAUUCUCCAUCAGGGGUAUUUCAGCUGAAACAAGGAUACUCUGAUCUUUCUGGUUGUAAAAUUUCAGAUUUGAUGAAAUCCACUAGCUUGGAUAAUGCACCUACUCAAUCACUUUUGGGGGUUGUGAAUAGCAUCCUUGAUGAGAGCAUCGAGAGGAAGAAUGGACAAAUACCUUAUCGCAUUGCUUGCCUGCUGAGAAAGGUCAUAGUGGAGAUUGAAAGGCGUAUUUCUACUCAGGCUGGGCACAUACGAAGUCAAAAUAACCUCAUUAAAGCUCGCGAAGAGAAGUAUCAGUCGAGGAUAAGAGUAUUAGAAGCACUAGCUGGCUGGGCAAGCGGGCAAACACAUGUGGAGAAAGACAAACUUGAAGGCAAGGGGCAACUAGCAGACGAAGAUGUGGCUAGGUUAAUGAAGUACGAGGAAGAUUUCUCAAGAUUGAUGAAAGAAAAGGAAGAUAUGGUUAGGUUGCUUAAGGAGAAGGAAGAUAUGGUCAGGUUGCUGAAGGAGAAGGAAGAUAUGGUUAGAUUGUUGAAGGUGAAGGGAGAUAUGGUUGACUUGAAUAAUGAUAAAGUUGAAGAUACACAGCAAACAGUAAAUGGGAAUAGAGAUAGGGUACUUAGGGAGAAGGAUGAUACUGUAGUUAGAUUGACAAAAGAGAAGGAAGACAUGGUUCGGUUGUUGAAGGAGAAGGAGGAUGUAAUUAGACUAAUGAAGGAGAAGGAAGAUAUGGUUGAUAUGAAAGAUGUCACAGUUGAAGAUACACAGCGAAUAAGAGAUGAGAAUAAAGAUAGGUUACUUAAGGAGAAGGAUGAUAUUGUAGUUCGAUUGACAAAAGAGAAGGGAGACAUGAUUAUUUUGUUGAAGGAGAAGGAAGAUAUAAUUAGACUAAUGAAAGAGAAGGAAGAUAUGGUCAGCGUAGGCAGUGGAAAGAUUGACGAUAGGAAGCAAGCAAUAGAUGAUGACAGAGAUAGGUUGAUGAAGGAGAACAAUGAUAUCCUGGUUAGGUUAACAACAGAGAAGGAAGAGAUUACUAAGUUGCUGAAAGAGAAGGAAGCUGUAAUUAGGUUGAUGAGGGAGAAGGAAGACAUAGCUAACUUGAAGAAAGGCAAUGUUGAAGACAGAAAACAAUCAACAGGUAAAGAUGCAGACAUGUCAAUAAAGGAGAAGGGCGACAUAAUUAGGUUGAUGAAGGAGGAUGAUUAUAGCAACGCAAUUAUGAAACUUAAGCAGGAAUUAGAAUCAUUAAGAUCAUCAUAUGAGGAGAGCUGCAAGUUGUUAGAAUCUAAGAAGGAAGAUAUAGCUAAGCUUCUCACAGACAAGGAAAUGAAUAACAACAUAAUUUUGCAACUCAGGCAAGAACUUGAGACAACAAAAAAAUUGCAUGAGACACAUAGUCAGCAAUUAGAGACCAAAGCUGCUCAAGUAAAUAAGGAAUUGGAACAGAGGAUAAAAGAUGUAGAACUCAUGUUAGAAGAUUCUACCAAGAGGAGAAGAGAACUUGAGGAAUUAUCCGAAUCUAGAAUCCAAUUUUGGAAGCAGAAGGAAAUAAUGGUAAACCAAUUUGUGGGGUUUCAAGUUAAGAAUGCUCAGGAUUUGAGGCUAUCUUCUGUUUCUGUUAGGCAUGAAAUCCUAAAAUGUCAAAAAAGAUGGUUUGAAGAACUAUCUGGCUUUGGACAAAACCUGAAGGUGGUAACCAAUGCUGCGGAAAAAUAUCAUGCAGCUCUUGCAGAUAAUAGAAAAUUAUUCAAUGAGAUCCAGGAACUAAAAGGAAAUAUCAGAGUUUAUUGCCGGAUAAGACCUUUUCGACCCACGGAGGAUGAGAAGUCCACUUCAAUUGAAUAUAUUGGUGAGAAUGGUGAACUGAUUUUAUCAAACCCUACAAAAAAGGGAAAGGAAGGGGGCAAGAAUUUCACGUUUAACAAAGUUUUUGGCCCUACAACUACGCAAGAUAUGGUCUUCAAGGAUAUUCAGCCACUAAUUAGAUCAGUUCUUGAUGGCUACAAUGUUUGCAUUUUCGCAUAUGGUCAGACCGGAUCGGGAAAAACCUACACUAUGAUGGGACCUGAAAAGGCAACUGAGAAGGAAUGGGGUGUUAACUAUAGAGCACUAAAUGACCUUUUCAGUAUCUCCCAUGAUCGGCAAGACACAAUUAAGUAUGAACUUGGUGUUCAAAUGGUUGAGAUCUACAAUGAGCAAAUCCGUGAUCUCCUUGGCAGUGGUGAAACCAUCCUUUUUCUUAACCUGCACACACUAGGGAUCCAGAAUACCACGCAGCCCAAUGGACUUGCUGUUCCUGACGCGACAAUGUGUCCUGUUAAUUCAACUCCUCAUGUUAUCAAGCUAAUGCAAACAGGGCAUAACAAUAGGGCCAUGAGCGCAACAGCUAUGAAUGAGAGAAGCAGCAGAUCUCACAGUGUUGUGACCAUUCAUGUCCAAGGCCAGGAUUUGAAAACUGGAAACACUUUGCGUGGUGCUCUGCAUCUUGUGGACCUUGCUGGAAGUGAAAGGGUGGACCGAUCUGCGGUCACAGGAGACAGGCUCAAAGAAGCACAGCAUAUCAACAAGUCUUUGGCUGCUCUUGGGGAUGUUAUAUUUUCUUUGUCUCAAAAGAACGCUCAUGUUCCAUACAGAAAUAGCAAGCUUACACAAGUCUUGCAAACUUCUUUGGGUGGGCAUGCAAAGACCCUAAUGUUUGUGCAAGUUAACCCAGAUGUUUCGUCGUACACCGAGACUUUAAGUACUCUAAAAUUUGCAGAACGUGUGUCUGGGGUGGAACUAGGUGCUGCCAGGACCAAUAAGGAGGGCAGAGAUGUCAGAGAAUUAAUGGAUCAGCUUUCGCUGCUCAAAGAUACCAUUUCAAAGAAGGAUGACGAAAUCGAUCGGCUGCAACUAGUCAAUACUAGCACCUCCCGAUUGAAGUCCACGAAACAUGGUGACUCCCUGUUGAAGCAUUCGUCCUCUUCUCCGGGCAUGACAUCCCUAGGAAAGGCGGCAAGUUUUGGCAGUGGGGCAGCUUCUGAUCUUGACAACUUCUCUGACACCAGUGACAGGAAUUCCGAAGCUGGGUCCAUGCUCUCUACUGAUGACACCCGGCAGCUGAUUCAGAGCUCUGCUGAUCCUGAGGUUUCUGCCCUUGGUGAUAUUGAUUCUGACGGAAGGUUAAGUGAUGUAUCUGAUGGCGCUAUAUCCACGGGUGCAGAAACUGAUAGUUCAGUGAACAAUGCUGUGGACCAAGAACAAGAGAAAACGUCUAGUGCUGCAAAAGAGCGGUUGACCAAAGCAGUAAAUCGAAUCCAGAAGCUAACAGUCCCAAAAGUAGGCCAAGCAUCAAGCUUGCGGCCUAAACCAAGAGAUCCUUCUGCUCCUAAACCUUCAGGUAAGAUACCUCUAAGUUUGCACUCAUAUUACGAGACUCAAUUUUCUGGAAUGCCAAGCUUGAGGAGCUGAUGUUUGGGGUAAAUAGAUCUGAGUCUGAUUCUAUAGUUCCACAGAUGAUCCACUUGCGAUCCGAAUAGGAGAACGUUUAUAGAAUGUACCGGACAGAUAUCUACAGCAACAUUUGUUUGUGCAUGGAUAUGCCUCUAAUCUGUGCUUUGCAUUGAUAUUUGACAAACAUCAUAAUCAUCUUGACCAUGUUGAAUUAGGCCGUUCGUAUGAAAAUAAGUGAAUAAAGCAGGCCGUGAAAGAAUUAUACAUGAUAUGGCAGUGCAACUUACCAACCCCUGAUGCAACCAAUCUAAUCUGAUACUAUUUCGCUGAAAUUCUUAAAAAAAUUGUAAUACAUAUGUGACUCUUAAACAGUUCAUAGAAACCUCCACAAAGAACUAUAGUCACAAGAUUCUUGACUAUUACUCCCGGAGGCUAUUCAAAUCCCUAGAUUCUGUGUGCGGUU
Molecule: messenger RNA, 4408 nt
Organism: Phragmites australis (common reed)
Lineage: Eukaryota; Viridiplantae; Streptophyta; Magnoliopsida; Poales; Poaceae
Product: kinesin-like protein KIN-14D
Exons: 17
Coding region: 277-3963 (1228 amino acids)
Biological process (GO): microtubule-based movement
Molecular function (GO): microtubule binding; ATP binding; microtubule motor activity
Source: RefSeq, a predicted model, not a curated record